Messenger RNA from Saccostrea cuccullata (small rock oyster), 805 nucleotides. RefSeq names its product sushi, von Willebrand factor type A, EGF and pentraxin domain-containing protein 1-like. The annotation marks the transcript as partial. Lineage: Eukaryota; Metazoa; Mollusca; Bivalvia; Ostreida; Ostreidae. The record is from RefSeq and is a predicted model, not a curated record. The transcript has 5 exons.
AUGAAAGUAUUAUCCCCAAACAACGAGGGAUUCAUGUUUCAUGCUGGCAGUAGCGCCAUGAUUGAUACCUCUAAUGACACAUAUGGAGCUAUAAUAUACGGAUACAAUGAGACAGAAGUUCUGCUCUGGAGACCAUCCCCGACAAAUACAAAUGGACAUUUGGUUUACGUGGGUGGAAAGUGGGGUUACGGGCAAAGUUAUCAAGAAAGUGACGUUGUAGAAGUCCUCGUUAAAGUUAUUGACAUAACAGGCACGCCUUGCAGUAAUACGGAACUAUGCUCGCCUGAUUGGUCACAGACAAGAUGCGUAUCUACAGAUUGUCCAAUCCCUCUUGACAUUGCCAAUGCAUAUAGACUAUAUGAUGGAGUAACUAAUGGUAGCAAAGCACUGUACGCUUGUAAGACUGGGUUCACUGAAAGUUCUGAUGACGUCAUAAUUAAGUGUAUAGAGGGCACAUGGUCUAAGUCAGCAAUGUUCUGUAAAGUUGUUUGUCCAUCACCUCCCGCUGUUGAAAAUGCAGCAGCUCUUGUGCAGGACAAUAGAGCAAAAUAUUUCUGCUUAACGGGAUAUUUCACAAUGAAAAAUACAGUUGACGUUAUUGAAUGCAGAAACAGUAUCUGGCCGUCCACUGACUUUAAAUGUAUAAAAUCUUGCCCUGAUCCACCAACCAUUGCUAAUGCUGACGUCAUGGUCUCCAAUAAUGUUGCUCUAUACUCCUGUCGUCAGGGAUUUCUUCCGAAAUCUGGAACCAGCUCAAUAAACUGCUCACUUUCUGAGUGGCAGAAAACAAACUUUACCUGCUAUG